Molecule: messenger RNA, 2193 nt
Organism: Rotaria sp. Silwood1
Lineage: Eukaryota; Metazoa; Rotifera; Eurotatoria; Philodinida; Philodinidae
Source: the annotation of a GenBank genome assembly
AUGAUUAAUAAUAAUAAUAAUAGUACGAAUUUAAAUAUAAAUAUUAAUCGUUUAUCAUAUUCUAUUGAUUCUUCACAACAAUUAUCUUAUAUACAUUUUCAACCUUUUCGAGUUUCAUAUAGUAUAAUUAAUUUAAAAGAAAAAUUUCUUCAUUCAAUUCAAUCAAAAAAUAUUUUAAAUAUAUAUCAACAUUUAAAUAUUGUAAAAAAUCAAAAACAUAAUCUUUUAUCAACAAUUAAAUUAACACAAAAUUAUUAUUUAUUUGAAAGAAAUUUAAUAAAAAAAUUUUUUGAUUUAAAUAAAAAUGUUCUAUCAAAAAAAAUUCUUGAACAAAUGUGGAAAUCUUCACAAUUUUGUGAUCUAUUACUUAUUGUACAAGGUAGUGAAUAUUUAGCACAUAGAUUAGUGCUAGCAGCAUCUAGUCAUAAAUUUAAACAAAUUUUUAACAAACGUAAAAAUGAUUUUGUUACUCGUGUACAUCUUCGUCAUUCAACUCAUAAAUCAUUACAACUUAUUCUCAAUUAUCUCUAUACAGAUAAUAUAAUACUUACAAUACGUAAUAUUGAUGAUAUUUUAACUUGUACUAAAGAAUUAGGUAUUCGAAAAGUAAUCGAUUUAUGUAUAACUUAUCUUUCUCAAAUUAAUAAACGAACAAUUUUUCAAAUAUUAAAUAUAGCAUGUAAACAUGAUCUUUCAGAAGUUUAUUAUUUAGCACAUAAAUUUCUUAUUCAAUCUAUGGAUGAAUGUAUUCAUACAAAAGAAUUUAUUGAUAUUACUUAUUGGAUGUUAAAACAAAUUCUUUCAGAUGUAAAUAUUGAAAAACGACAAGAAUUUCAUGUAUUAGAUCGAACAUUACAAUGGUUAUCAUGUAAUCAUAUAUCAAAUACGGAUAUUAUUUUUGAAUUAUUAAAAAAAAUUCGUUGGCAAAAUUUAACUUAUUUAUCAUUAAAAGAAAUUUUAGCAAUAAAUUAUGAAAUAUUACACAUUCCAAUUGUUAAACAAUGUGAUAUAUACAAUAAUCAAAUCGAAAAUCGACAACAAAGAGAUAGUUUAUUACAAACUAAAUAUUUACCAUCUACAAGUUCUACAGUUUAUCUUGCAAUUGAUCAAUCUGAAAAUUUUUCAUUAUCAAAAUCUAAAUGUAUUCAUCUAGAAUCAAUUAUUAAUGUAGAAAAUCAACUUUAUUUAUCAAUUAUAAAUUCAUUCUUCUUUUCAUCUUCAAAAAUACUUAUUAUUGGUGGUGGUUUUCAUUUAGAUAAAACAAUGACAAUUAAUCAAAAUGCUGAGAAUGGUCUAUUUGCUUAUAAUAUUGAAAAAGAUCAAUGGUUAUUAUUUGUACGAUUACCUGAUCAACGACAUCAUCAUAAAUUAAUAUGGUUUAAUAAUCGAAUUUAUAUGCUUGGUGGUUCAUUGUCACAUCCAUUUGAAAAAGAACAAAUUGCUUUAACAAAUUGGAUGUAUUCAAUUGAUCGAUCAUUAUUAACAACAUAUGAACAAAAUAAAUGGCAAUCGAUAUCAUCAAUGUUAGAACAACGUGUUUAUUUUGGAUGUGCAGUACUCAAUAAUAAAAUUUGGGUAGUUGGAGGACUUGGAAUAGAUGGAAAACCAAUUCGUUCUGUUGAAUAUUAUGAUCCUGAAACUAACAUAUGGACACUUGCUAAACAUCUACGAUCUCCUCGUCUUGGUUGUUCUGUAAGUUCAUUUCAUAAUAAACUUUUUAUUAUUGGUGGUUAUGGUACUACAAAAUCAAAACCAACAUUAUCCAAUGUUAUUGUCUAUGAUUCUGAGAAAAAAACUUGGUUAAAAAAACAGUCACUUUCAAUAGCUCGAUGUCAUGGACAGAUGAUUACAAAUUCAUAUUCAUUAUAUGCUAUUGGUGGUUGUACUGAACUUGAAAAAAAUGAUGAUAAUGAAAUAGACAAUCGAAAAAUGUUAAGUCUAAAUCUUUUGGAUAAAUAUGAUGUUCAUCAAGAUAAAUGGAUAACAUUAGAUCAUAUGACACAGGCACGUCAUGAUCUAUGUGCUGAAAUUAUUGAUAAUCGUAUUUUUGUGUUGUAUGGUGUUAAUUCAAAACGAAAUCAUAUUGUAAGAUCAAUGGAAAGCUAUGAUAUUAAUACAAAUGUUUGGACUACACUAUCUACUCAUUCUGAUGAUUAUGUCAUUGGAACAGCUAGUUGUAUUAUUACUAUUUGA